AUGGGUGACUACUCAAAAGCACUUGAAUUUUACGAAAAAGAUCUCGAAAUCACGAAAAAAGCUCCGUCUCCGAAUCAUCCCGAUUUGGCUAUUUCCUACAACAACAUCGGUCAAGUGUAUAACAACAUGGGUGACUACCCGAAAGCACUUGAAUUUCACGAAAAAUCACAUAAAAUCUACGAAAAAGCUCUGCCUUCGAAUCAUCCAGAUUUGGCUACUUCCUACAAUAACAUUGGUGGAGUGUAUAACAACAUGGGUGACUACCCGAAAGCACUUGAAUUUUACGAAAAAUCACAUCAAAUCUACGAAAAAGCCCUACCUCCAAAUCAUCCCUCAUUCGCUACUUCCUAUAACAACAUCGGUGGAGUGUAUAAGGACAUGGGUGACUACUCGAAAGCACUUGAACUUUACGAAAAAUCACUUAAAAUAAAAGAAAAAGCUCUUCCUCCGAAUCAUCCCAAUUUGGCUAUCUCCUACAACAACAUCGGUCAAGUGUAUAACGACAUGGGUGACUACUCGAAAGCACUUGAAUUUUACAAAAAAGCACAUAAAAUAAGAGAAAAAGCUCUCCCUCCGAAUCAUCCCGCUUUGGCUACUUCCUACAACAACAUCGGCUACGUGUAUGAGGACAUGGGUGACUACUCGAAAGCACUUGAAUUUUACGAAAAAGCGCAUAAAAUAAAAGAAAAAGAACUGCCUCCAAAUCAUCCUAAUUUGGCUCUGUCCUACAACAACAUCGGUGAAGUGUAUAACAACAUGGGUGACUACUCGAAAGCACUUGAAUUUUCCGAAAAAGCACAUAAAAUCCACGAAAAAGCUCUGCCUCCGAAUCAUCCCAAUUUGGCUAUCUCCUACAACAACAUCGGUCAAGUGUAUAACGACAUGGGUGACUACUCGAAAGCACUUGAAUUUUACGAAAAAGAUCUCGAAAUCACGAAAAAAGCUCUGCCUCCGAAUCAUCCCUCAUUGGCUGCUUCCUACAACAACAUCGGUGGAGUGUAUAAGGACAUGGGUGACUACUCGAAAGCACUUGAAUUUUACGAAAAAUCACAUAAAAUCCUCGAAAACGUUCUGCCUCCGAAUCACCCUCAUUUGGCUAUUAGUUACUUGAGUUUUGCAGCGUGUUACGAACGAAUGGGUGAUUAUGCAGCAGCUCUUAAGGCUCUUCAAAGUGCUUUUCAAAUUCAACAACAAGCAUUUCAAGAAGGUAAUCCAGCUUUUGCUUCAACAUAUAGUUGGUUCGGAAGAGUUUAUCGCAGUAUGAAAGAUUAUUCAAAAGCACUUGAUAAUUUCGAAAAAUGUCUCUCAAUACGUCAAAAAGCCUUACCUAAUAAUCAUCCAGAUCGAGCUCUAACAUACAGUAAUAUUGGUGAUGUUCAUCGAUUAAUGGGUAAUUAUGAAAAGGCACUUGCAUUUCAUCAAAAAGCAUUAAAUAUUCAAGAAAAUGUUC
Messenger RNA from Rotaria sordida, 1450 nucleotides. NCBI's taxonomy places the organism in Eukaryota, Metazoa, Rotifera, Eurotatoria, Philodinida, Philodinidae. The record is from the annotation of a GenBank genome assembly.